CGUCCGUCGAAAUCGGCCUCGCCUUUUACUCAGUCUCUCUUCAGACUCAUUCACACCAUGCUUCCUUCGCUAUAUCAGUCUCCAACUUCCUCCCACACCUUCCCCUUCUUCUCUCUGAGCGCCCUAUCGAUAAAUUCUAGCAACUCCCGUCCAUCCCCGCUUCGCUUCCCGAGAAGUUCCCUUAGUGUCGGAGAGGUAGUAAAAAAGGAAGGGAAAUGACCCUGAAGGGUGGCGCGAGCCAGGCAUGCGCGGCGUGCAAGUACCAGAGGAGGAAGUGCAAACCGGACUGCCCUCUAGCUCCUUUCUUCCCGGCUGACCAACCGGAGAUCUUCCGGAACGUGCACAAACUGUUCGGCGUGAGCAACGUCCUGAAGAUACUGAAAGGCCUGCAUCCUAGCCAGAAGCACAUCGCCAUGAGAUCCAUCAUCGACCAAGCGAACAUGCGCGAUUGGUACCCCGUGCACGGUUGCUACGGCCUCAUCCAGAGCCUACACUACCAGAUACAGCAGGCCAAGGAAGAGCUCCACGCCAUUUACGAGCAGCUGGAGAUGUACAGGCAACAGAACCAGAUCUCUCCUGUCCCCGAAGACGUGCCUUCUCAGUUGGAGUUAGGCAUGGCCCCGCCAAACGGCGCGCUUCCUCUGUUCCACCACCCGCAGCAGCAGUACAGCGCCGUGGCCGCCUUGCCCGCUCCGCAGAAUCACUGCGGCGACAAUGGAGGCGUCGCUGGUUACGACAACUCCAGUGACAUGGUUCCCAAGGACAAUGUCGAGAAUGCCUUGUGGAUGCAAAAUCAAUACGCGAAUUACGACAACAGCAACACAAUUCAGAUGGCUGCGUCGCAGCCGAUGGGCGUGCAGCAAGAAAUAGUCCAAGACUACAAUGAACUCCAACCUUUCUUCGACACCAUUGACGAUGCACAGUCUUAUAUGGAUUCCAAAGAGGCAUGCGACUCAAGCUCGGAAUCGUCAUUGAAGGAUACGAGGCAAUCCAUCGAGCAUGCCGGCAAGAACGAAUUGAAGAGCGCCGCAGCGUGCUUCAGCCUCACCAGUGUCAACUGAUCGGACAACACUCAAAGGGUCUACCCUUUUUUUUUCGGUUCAUUAGUUUUGUUACUGCAGUUCCCGACUUUUCCGACUUCUCCUUUUUCCUAUUAAGAAAUUCCGAACAUCGUAUAGUCACUCUGUAUGCAUAUGAUAGACACGACAUACUUUGCUGCUUGAUGCCUAAAAUUAUCGUACCAUGGUCAAUUGUUAUGAACGAAGCCAGUGACGCAUGAUGAGAUCGGAUAAUCUCUGCGAUGGUUUGUCUCUAAACAACUGCAAAAGCAUCUGUGGAAUGUACAAUACAAAUCAAGUCGUUGAGCUCA
Messenger RNA from Syzygium oleosum, 1369 nucleotides. RefSeq names its product LOB domain-containing protein 27. The transcript is spliced from 2 exons. NCBI's taxonomy places the organism in Eukaryota, Viridiplantae, Streptophyta, Magnoliopsida, Myrtales, Myrtaceae. The coding region runs from base 216 to 1061 and encodes 281 amino acids. The record is from RefSeq and is a predicted model, not a curated record.